Molecule: messenger RNA, 5645 nt
Organism: Neolamprologus brichardi
Lineage: Eukaryota; Metazoa; Chordata; Actinopteri; Cichliformes; Cichlidae
Source: RefSeq, a predicted model, not a curated record
UCAUAUUUCAGGAGACCGUCCUUCAUGAUGCUUUGGGCAUUUGGACUCGCUCUGCUGCUCGCUGUUGCUCCGCAGGCUGCCGUGAUUAAAGUCAGUGCCGUUGGCCCGGCGGGACUGGCGCAGCUGCUGAAGAUGCCCGCCCUCACCAAAAGUUCAGGGUUUGAACCAGAGCUACGCCGAUCCAAAAGGUCGGUGUUUUUACACUCCGGAGUGAGAAUCUGCCCCCAGGAGACCAUCAGUGAGGUGAUCGCAAGCCACCAGGCGUACUACCAGCUCAGAGUUUGUCAGGAGGCGGUGUGGGAGGCGUUCAGGAUCUUCUUCGACAGGAUUCCGGGGACGGCCGAGUACCAGCGAUGGGUUCACACGUGUCAGCACGAGUCGCUCUGCAUCUCUGACCUCGCCAAAAACUUCAGCGACUCGGAGGAGCACGUGAGCAUGAUUCAACGGAGGAUGGACCGGCUGAGAGACAGGAGGCCUUCAUCACGGGGAGCGACGACUCCUGCACCGACGCAGAAGCUCCCGGAGAUCACAGGUCCAGAGGCUCAGACCGAUCCCCCAUCAGCACCCCCGGUGCUCGUCACCAGCACCACUGUCUUCUUCAGUUCCACGAGUGCCUCUCCAAGCUCCGCCCCUGAAACAAGCCACCCUGCCAAGGAGCUCAAAGAGGACCCGGAGCUUCCAAACGUCGUCCCAGAGAGUCCGGUGGAGCAGAUCGUGGAGUUCAGUAUCGACCUGGUGGAUCCGGGUUACAGAGAGCUGCUGGAUGACCCGAAUUCCCCUCAGUACAUCGACCUGGCACAACACCUGCAGGACCAGAUGCAGCAUGUCUUUGACAAACUUCCUGGAUUUAGAUCCAUCCAUGUGCUGGGUAUCAGCGAGACCCAGGACACUGACGGGCCUGGAGGAAUCUCGGUGCACUACUCUCUGGUCUUUGAGGUCAGUUCCCCUCAAAUCACCUCUGAGAUUUCAGAGAAUGCAACUGACACGCCCAAGUCUUCCCCAGCCAACUCUGCACUCAGGGAAAUGGUGACCAAGGCUCUGCGUGAGGAGGCGUCCCUUCCAGUCGACCUGGAUUCAAUUAACUUUGAACCAGAAAAGAUCCUCCUACCAGCAUUGAGAGCCACUGCUUCAGUUGGAGUAAUGAAUCAGUCCAGCGAGCCUGAUUCACACAACGAGUUGGAAAUUUCCACUGUGGAGCCAGAGGUUGACAAACUCUGGCCAGCAGUUUCCCUCACCCCCAUGGAGAAGGAAAAUGCCCUGGAGAUCCUGCUUGACCCAACAGCAGUCCCAGAUGAUGAUGCAACAGCAGUGACCGGUGGGGUGGCAGAGGGCAGCGAUCAACUCCCGGGCUCGGAGGACGUUACUGAUGAGUCGAUUUAUGUGAGUGAACCCGGGCCAUUAAAGGAAGAGGGAAAGGGAGAAGAAUUGCUGAUCAUUACACAUGAGAUUGAAACCAUUCAUCAUGAUGAAACCGGUAAACUUGUGCGAGACUACAUUCCCACCCCUCCUGCGCUUCUUGAGCUGGAGACAGAUGCUCCCUACGUCAGUUUGUCUCCUAACCUGAUACCAGAGGGAGACCUGAGUUCUGUUGGUGACGACAGAGAAGGUCCUAGAUUGGACACUGUUCAGAUUACCCCAACCGCUAAUAUUAUAUUCACUACAAUUCCUGCUGCAAAGGAGGCACCUGAUGUUAGACUCCCCAUCACAACACUCUCCGCCAUAACAGCCCAGCCACCCACAAAGCCAACAGUAAUACUUCAUGAAGACGAAGAAGAAAAUGCUCUUCCAGAGGAAGAAGAGGAGGUACAUUUGGGUGUCUCUAAAACCCACGAUGCUGGUGAUAUUUCAGAAACAAAGGAUGUUUCAGAGUUGGAAAAUGAAAAGGGCUUGCUCGAACCAGAAAGUGGGUUGGCAGUUGAACCUGAUGAAGAAUCGCUCAAGGUUUUGCAGGCAACUGUUGAAGUUUCAGAGACAGUUGAAGGAAUAUCUGAAGUUUCAGAGACAGUCAAAGAAUCAUCUGAAGUUUCAGAGCCAGUCAAAGAAUCAUCUGAAGUUUCAGAGACAGUCAAAGAAGUAUCUGAAGUUUCAGAGACAGUCGAAGAAUCGGCUGAUGUGUUUAAACUAAAAGAAGUGGUAGCUGAAAUUUCCAAGGUAGAUGAACUUCAACAACCUGACAAAGAAGGAGCAAUUGUUGCAAACCCUGAUGAAAAAGUAGCUGAAGUAUCAGUUGAAAAAGAAGUACAUGGGGUUUCUGAACCAGAAAAAGAAGUGCCUGAAGUUUUAGAGCCAGACCAAGAAGUAGCUGAGGUUUCCAAACCACACAGAGAAGUGCCUGAAGUUUCAAAGCUAGAAAAAGAAGUAUAUGAGGUUUUUGAAAGGGAUAAUGAAGUGCCUGAAGUUUCAGAGCCAGUAAAAGAGGUAGCUGUAGCCUCAGAGCCAGGUUAUGAAGUAGCCGAGGCCUCAAAACCAAAUCAAGAAGUAUCUGGACCUUUGGAGCCAGAUCAAGAAAGCCAGGUCAAAAAGUACCUGCGCUUUCGGAGCCAGGUCAAGAAGUACCUGCGCCUUCUGAGCAAGGUCAAGAAGUACCUGCGCUUUCUGAGCCAGGUCAAGAAGUACCUGCGCCUUCUGAGCAAGGUCAAGAAGUACCUGCGCUUUCUGAGCCAGGUCAAGAAAUACCUGCGCCUUCUAAGCCAGGACAAGAAGUACCUGCGCCUUCAGAGCCAGGACAAGAAGUACCUGCGCUUUCUGAGCCAGGUCAAGAAGUACCUGUGCCUUCAGAGCCAGGUCAAGAAAUACCUGCGCCUUCUGAGCAAGGUCAAGAAGUACCUGCACUUUCGGAGCCAGGUCAAGAAGUACCUGCGCCUUCUGAGCCAGCCAGGUCAAGAAGUACCUGCGCCUUCAGAGCCAGGUCAAGAAGUACCUGAAGUUUCUGAAGUAGAUAAUGAAGUGCCUGAAGUUUCAGAGCCAGUCAAAGAGGUAGCUGAAACCUCAGAGCCAGGUCACAAAGUAGCUGAAAAUGCAAAACCAGACAGAAAAGUGCCUGAAGGCUCAGAGCCAGGUCAAAAAGUACCUGUAGACUCAGAGCCAGGGGAAAAGUUUAUAGUAGAAUCUCAAGAAGUUGCUGUUUCAGAGCCAGAAGAAGUAAUUACAGAAGUAAUUACUACUCUAGGUAUUGAAGAGAAGGACCUUGAAGUUUCAGAGCCCAAGGCAGAAGCAGAAGAAAGCACCGUCAAAGAUCUGACAGAAGAAGCACUGCAUGAACAAACCAGUGUUUUACAACCAGAAGAGGAAAAAGUAAAAAUUCCUAAGCCAAAUGUGGAGGAUGUUAAAGAACCACAGGAAGAGUCACAACUCACAGGUGUAGAAGAUGUUUCAGAACCAAAAGGAGGGGUGGUUGAUGCCACAGGAUCAGAAAAACUAGUGCCAGAGGCCUCUGAACCUGAAGCAAAAGUAAUUGAGGAAAAGCCAGCAGAAGAAGAGGUUUCUGAGGGUCCAGCACGAGAUGAUAAAGAUGUCGAAAGAAAGGAGGAAGAGGUUUUGCAGGUAGAAAAAGUUAAACCUCCAGCAGAAGAAACUGCAGAACCAGAAACUGCACUGACAAGGGAAACCCAAGUGCCCAAAGUAACAGAAAUGGCACCUGUGGAAGUUGGGACUGCAGAAUCAGAAAAGGAGCAAGAAGAAGUACCAGAACCGACUGAGUCGGUGGUAGAGAUGAAAAAGGUACCAUACGAACCAUUACCUGGGAAAGAAUCAGAAGUACUGGAUGUAACUGAGGUCCCACUACCACAAUCUGAAGAAGUCGUGGAACAAGUGAAGGUUGCUGAAAGCCCAAAACCAAAAGAAGCUUCUCAACCGGUCAAAGGCAAAGCUGACAGUUUAACACCAGAGGAAAAGCUACCAGAAGUCUCAGAGCCAGAAUCUAAAGAAGAGGUAAUAGAGGAAGUCCAACAAUCAGAAGGGGAGCAUCUUCAUGGCCUAGAAUCGGAUCCAGGUGAGGGGGUAGUAGAGAUGUUAGAACCAGAACCUAAAAAAGAUGCUACUGAGCCACCUGCCGAAUCAAUUAAAAUCCUGCACCCCUUGGAUGGUGUGGACAACCUUCCUUUUGGAGAGGAUGGUGUUCAGGUCAUUGAAGAUAAAAACCUCCUGUAUCCUGUCAGAACUGACUAUCAUCACCCAGCAGAGGAGCAUAAUUUACCCAUCAUACCAGUCCAGCCUUCCAGCGAAGAUGUAGGCGAACCUGACCGUGACUAUCCCAUCAUUGAUAAUUUUUACAACGAGGAGGAUGUAGAGAGUGUAGACGCUCAGGUGGAGCAUGAAGCCGAUUCCACCACAAUGACAGAAACGACAAAAGGCGAUUCACACUCGGAGGCGAUCUCUCACAUCACAGAAGUGACAGCUGCAGACACGACAGGCACAUCAGAGGGCACAGAAGCCACUGAAGAGUUGCCAGAGGAGACACAAAAAAGUAAUUUAUCCCCAGAAACAGACAUCAGUGUGACAGCACCACCAGCUUCAGACUCACUGCCUACACCUCCGGCAGCUUCUGUCGAUGUUUCUGAAGUGUUUUUACCCGUCCCAACAAUUGACUCUGGACUCUUUGAGGUAGCAGAGGAAUCUGAAGUCCCCAUUGUUACUGAGUCUCCUGAGGGUGAUAGCGCUGAGCCGGAGGUGGAGUCAGAGCAAAGCGAGCCAGCUGUCGUCAUUAUUGAUGAAGACUUGGGAGGCUACACAAAAAAAGAAGACGGAAGCCCCACCACCCCGCCGGAUGCUACCGAAGACAUGGUGGAAGAAGCUGUGCAGGACCUGGCUGUGGAGCUGGAUCAAACCAGUGUGGUGGCCACAGACCCAAAUGAGCUCCUGGAAAAGGGAGAAGAGGGGAGUGGCUUCCUGUCUGUGCAGGAGGAACACAGGACCAUUGUCACCACGGCCGCACCUCCACUGAGAUACCUCACCACUCCCACCAUGACCACGGCCAGCCACGGCCGGGAGCUGGUGGUGUUCUUCAGCCUGCGCGUCACCAACAUGGACUUCUCUGAGGACCUCUUCAACAAGACUUCGCCUGAGUACAGGUCCCUGGAGAACACCUUCUUAGACGUGCUGCUGCCGUUCCUGCAGGCCAACCUGACGGGUUUCAAAAAACUGGAGAUCCUCAACUUCAGGAAGGGCAGCGUGGUCGUCAACAGCAAGAUGAAGUUCGCCAAGUCAGUGCCAUACAACAUCACCGAGGCGGUCCACUGCAUCCUGGAGGAGUUUUGCACCUCUGCCGCCAAGAAGCUGCACAUCCAGAUUGACACCCACUCUCUGGACAUCGAACCAGCUGAUCAGGCCGAUCCCUGCAAGUUCCAGGCCUGCGGUGAGUUUUCUCGCUGCAUGGUGAACGCCUGGACGAAGGAGGCGGAGUGUCAGUGCCAGUUGGGCUUCGUGUCAGUGGACGGCCUGCCCUGCCAGAGCCUGUGUGUCCUCCAGCCAAACUACUGCCAAGGAGGAGAGUGCCACAUAGUUCCCGGAUACGGAGCCGUGUGCAGACACAAAGACGGCUAUUCCCUCCCAGGCCUUUCCAGUUAAGAGAAUAUAAAGGAUCGGACAGUACCUGAGAACAUCACCACAGGAACUCGGACUCAUCGCGGCCUCAUUCAGUCACUCAG